AUGUUGAAACUUGUGCUGUCAUUAGGCCUGGUGGCCUUGGUGUCUUGCACCCAACUCGAUGCUGAAUGGUCCAGGUUCAAAACCACUUACAGGAAGGUGUAUCAAAACGCCAGGGAGGAGCUCAUGAGACGCCAAAUCUGGGAAACCAAUAUGUUCUUUAUCAAAGCGCACAACGACGCUUACGAGAGAGGGGACUUCAGCUACUUCCUCGGGGAAAACGAGUACGCUGAUAUGAGCAAUGAAGAGUUCGUCAGGACGAUGAACGGCUACAGGUUCGCCGAGAGGACAACCUACAGCAACCUGGUGCACGUGGCAGGCAACCUGCAGGACCUGCCUGCCGAGGUGGACUGGAGGACCAAGGGUUACGUCACGGACGUCAAGAACCAGGGCCAGUGCGGCUCAUGCUGGGCCUUCUCCACCACCGGCUCCCUGGAGGGCCAGCACUUCAAGAAAACCGGGAACCUGACGUCACUGUCGGAGCAGAACCUGGUCGACUGCUCCCAGAAGCAAGGUAACCAGGGCUGCAAUGGCGGCUGGAUGGACCAGGCCUUCACCUACAUCAAGGUCAACAAUGGCAUCGACACAGAGACCUCAUACCCAUAUGAAGCCAUUGACGACACCUGCCGGUUCCAGUCUGCCAACGUCGGUGCCACAGACAGCGGGUUCGUUGACGUCAAGUCCAAGGACGAGGGCGCCCUGCAAGACGCCGUGGCCAACGUGGGCCCCAUCUCAGUCGCCAUAGACGCCAGCCACGAGAGCUUCCAGCUGUACAAAGGUGGGGUGUACCACAGCUACCUGUGUAGCGAGACAGCCCUUGAUCAUGGUGUGUUGGCUGUAGGCUACGGCAGCGAUAAGGGCAAAGACUACUGGCUAGUGAAGAACAGUUGGGGCACAUCAUGGGGUGACAAAGGUUACAUCAUGAUGUCCAGGAACAGGAAAAACAACUGCGGCAUCGCUACCUCAGCAAGUUAUCCUACAGUCUAGGGGAGAGAACUCAAUUAAAUAGGCAUGACCAAAUAGAUUAUUCCACACAUUAUAAGGGAAAUAACUCAAUAAUUUCACUAUGAAAAUGAAACCAGAUAUCUAUGUAGUAGAAGAUAUAAAUACUAUAAUAAAAUGUGAUUAUUAAAACAAA
This is a messenger RNA of Physella acuta, 1135 nucleotides long. RefSeq names its product procathepsin L. Gene Ontology annotation, biological process: proteolysis. The record is from RefSeq and is a predicted model, not a curated record. Gene Ontology annotation, molecular function: cysteine-type peptidase activity. NCBI's taxonomy places the organism in Eukaryota, Metazoa, Mollusca, Gastropoda, Physidae.